AUGUCCGUAGCCGAGUAUGAGGCUAAGUUCACCGAGUUGGCUAGAUUGGCUCCUCAUAUGGUCGACAUAGAUUACAAAAAGGCUCGAAAAUUUGAAGGGGGAUUAGAUCUGGACGUCUUUCAUCGAGUAGGCGUUCUAAAGUUGCCUAUAUAUGUGGAAGUACUUGAUAGAGCAUUGAUGGCAGAGGCCAUUUUGGCAACAAAGAAACAAGCUCCAGCUCUAACAACUAAAUGGAAGGGUAAAAGAUCCGGAUUUAAUUUCAAGAAAGGUCGGUCAUUUCCAAAAGGGCAAAAUACAGGAUCCUCCAGUAGCUCUAGUCAGAAUAGUGGAUCUAUUCCAAACUAUCCCGAUUGCGGAAGAAAGAAUAAAGGCACAUGUUACUGUGCCUCAAGUGCUUGUUUUCGGUGUGGCAAGACUAACCAUAUGGUUAGAGAUUGUCCGCUGAGAUCUAACGAUGUUAAUUAUCCUAUAGCAAGUUUGGCCGAGUCUACUUCUGUAGCGAAAACAAAUGCAAGAGCUAAUACUAGGGGAAACAUAGGAAAUGAGAUACUAAGACAGGGGAGAGUAUUCGCACUAGUACUCGGGGAUGUACAGAACACCAAGUCUGUGGUGUCAGUUCAUCUACCGUAUCUGAUCUCUGCCAUGAAAGCCAAUAAAUUGUUGCGAAAAGGGUGUCGAGGUUACCUAUGUUGUGUUUUGGUUAUGAAUGCUAAUAAUGCUAAUGUUGAGAACAUCCCUGUAGUUAACGAGUUUCCUGAUGUAUUCCUAACUGAUUUGCCCAGAGAUUUAAUUGAUAAGGAAAUUGAGUUUACUAUUGAUGUUGUACCUGGAACAUAA
Messenger RNA from Camellia sinensis, 837 nucleotides. The record is from RefSeq and is a predicted model, not a curated record. Lineage: Eukaryota; Viridiplantae; Streptophyta; Magnoliopsida; Ericales; Theaceae.